This is a messenger RNA of Alligator mississippiensis (American alligator), 5077 nucleotides long. RefSeq names its product NUT family member 1. Lineage: Eukaryota; Metazoa; Chordata; Crocodylia; Alligatoridae. The transcript is spliced from 6 exons. The coding region runs from base 1302 to 4502 and encodes 1066 amino acids. The record is from RefSeq and is a predicted model, not a curated record.
AGAUCUCUAAGGAAUGAAAAAAGCUAAAAGUGCAACAGGAGGUCAGUGAGAAUAUAAAUUAGAUGUCGCUGUUGAGGUUAGCUUCUUUUUUCUUCAUGUUGUGAAGUUUCCAGUUCAAAUGGCAAAAUUCGAUAUCUUCCAUGUGCAGUUUCAUCUCCUAAAAUGCAUGCGCUCUGGCUCCACACUUUGCUCUCUAGUCCGGAAACCUGAGGCUUUUUCCUCAUGUUGACUCCCUAAAUGCUCCAGGACUUUCAAUGGCUCAGCUGUGCCCCUGCAGUCUGAGAAUUGCAGCCUCUCAAGUCCCCCGUGUACCCUAGGGCAUGUAGGUUCUUGUUCAACGUUGGAUGGCAGCUGUAGAUUCUGCUACCCACCUGUUUUGGGAGUUGUUUUCAGGCCAUGAUUCAUUCUUGGAGGGGACAAAGCCAUGUGAAUAAGCCUGCUUUUUACAAUUCCCUAAUACAGUUGUAAAUCUCUAAUACCCUAGUGCAACACAGGAGUUGUAGCCUCCUAAACCCUGGUUGCCUGCCAGUAAUGAUUUUGAUACUGCCAUUUCCAUUCAGCCAUUUUGCUUUAGCGUACCCUAAAUUGAACCAUUGAAUGCAAUUUGGGGAGCAUCUUGGUUAUUCCUACAUUGUUCCUAAAAACCCUGGAGUGAGGGACUGAGAGUUCUUUGUGUAUGGGGAGUGCAAAGCUGGUUAGCGGUGAGGAGCCCUGGCACACCUGGGAAUGUGUGAAGCCCAUGCCUGGAAGGGCAGAGGGCCUCCAGGAUGGGACUGGGGCAUCUACAGAGCUUGGAGAGGAGGGAAGAACUGCGAUUAGUCUCUGACUGCGCACACCACGCCCGACUCAGAACCCGCAUACCCCCAGAUUCCAGAUUUGUUUUGAUUCAACCUUCCUGCUGGGACCUGGGAUACCAACCUGGGAUAGCCUUGAUCCUUCUCAGACUUACUCCUUAGCUGGUGCCCCUGACGCCCCUGUACACUCCACCAUGUCAUCCCCCCCUGCACACAAAGGACCUGCAUUCCCUGCCCACCUUUGCGUGGUUCUCAACACCCACUCUCGUUCCACACCCAGCUCAGAACCCCUGAGGCCUCCAGGUUCCGGAUUUGUUUUGAUUCAACCUUAUUGCUGGGACACCAACCUGGGACAGCCUUGAUCUUUCCCAGACUUGCUCUUGAGCUGGUGCAGCUGACACUCCUGCACACCCUAUCCUGCCAUCCCCCCUAAAAGACGGAGGAGAGAAAGGAGCCCCAUUUCUUCCCCAUCUUUCUCUGAUUCUCAAUACCCAUGCACUUUCAGCUAUGAGCUCCCAAUCCCAACAGCCUCCCCCACCAUCCCCAAUCCUGCUUCCUGCCUUCCCUGGCACUGCUCUGCUCCUGACCUCACCAGAUGCUCCCAAUGGCAAAUUGAUUGUCAAAUUGAAGGAGGAGGGGACCCAGGAGGCCCCCUGUGGGCAGACUAUCAUCCUUACAGCGGCUCCUGCAGAUUGGGUCCCCCCACGGCAGGAUGGGACCCCUAUUCGACUUCAAUUUGGAGCUGGGAUCAGGACCAUUCUGCUGACAAAAGCUGGGGAGGAGCCCAGAGUGAGGAAAACGGGGGAGUCGGAAGGUGCCCCAACGCAGCCACUUCCUCCCAGUGACUCCUCCUCAGCCUGCACUUCCAAAGGGGUCUAUGAGAACUUUCGGCGCUGGCAGCACUACAAAGCCUUGGCAAGGCAACAUUUCCCAAACACACCCGAUGCAGAAGCACUGGCCUGUUUCUUCAUCCCCGUCCUGCGCUCCCUGACUCGCCUGCGCCCUGACAUGACUCUGGAGGAGGGCGUGCCACGUGCUGUGCAAGAGUGGGAGCACAGCAGCAACUUUGAGCGCAUGAUCUUCUAUGAGAUGGCUGAGAAGUUUAUGGAGUUUGAGGCAGAAGAGGAGCUACAGAUCCAAAAGAUGAAGCUCCUGAGUAACUCCCAGUUCCAGGCCCCCCCUGCUGAGCCCAUCAUGCCCCUUGCAGUCCCUGCCUCUGGUACCAACCAACAAGUCUAUAUCCCCAAGAAGGCAAUGUCCAAAGGUAGCCAACCCCGGCGUCGGCAGCGUCACCCGCCCAGCACCCCAGCCCUGGGUGUGCCACGGGAGAUUCCAGCUGAAGCUGUGAAGCAGUAUGAUGACAUCAUGGAGGGACUACACACCAGCUGGGAAGAAAAGGAGGAGGGAAAUUCUGGGAGUGAUGGGGACCCUCAGAGCCAGGGCCAAGGGGAACUACCUGAUCCUGCACUGCUGCAGUACAUUGAGCAGUUGUGUGAUGAUGAGAGCUUUGUCUGCAAGGUGGAAGCUGUGAUCCAUCCCCAGUUCCUGGCUGAUCUGCUUUCUUUGGAGAAGCAAUGUGACCCUUUGGAUCUUGCAGCCCAACUGGAGCAAGAAUCAGGGCUCACACCAAGCCAGUUGGUCGAGAAACGUCUUCUAGCCCUCUUAGAGGAAGAGCUGAACCCCCUUGGGUGUCCUGCCUCCCAGUAUGAUUUUACCCCCUCUCAGUCUGAGGAGGAGGAUGAAGACAGCAGUCAUAAGGCACCAGCCACUGGUGACCAGGCUGGUACCAGCACCUCACCUCCUGGGAAAAGAGGAAACAGGAGUGGGGUUCAGGGAAAACAGCAACCAGAGGCACUCACCCCAGCACCCAUGUUGAUAUCCCAUCAGGGAUACAGUUCACCAGAGGGCACUGUAAUGCCAAGAGGUACAUCCUCUCAUGAAUGUGGUGGCCAAGGGAAAUUAUUAAAAUCUUUGAGGAACAGAGUUGAAAAGGCAACGCUGAAGCGUCUGGGGCAGGUCCAAACUGGAGGUCAACUGUUAAGAUCAGGAAUCACUCUGAGUGCAAUACAGUGUGGUAGUCAGGCCAGAGACUUAAGUUCAUGGGGGAAAAACUUGGUAGGACAAGAACAUCUAAAGUCAAUUUCCAUGCAGUGUGGAAAAGAAGGAAGCCCAGAAGAGAAAGUUAAAGAUCAAAUGCAGGCCCAAACAGCAACAAAGGAUGAUGGUAAAGUUGGAAGCAUGUUAGAGCCAAAAGCUGUAGGGUCAGUUCUUCCUGGAGGUGGAAAAGAAGACUGCAGCCAAGAAGAGAAGGUCAAAGGUCAAACAGAAACCUACACUGUUUGGGAAGGACUAAGAGACGUGCCAGUGACGACAGAGUGCAAUAGCCAAGUCUCACAAGUGACAUCACAAAGGAACAGCCUAGUGGAAAAAGCAGCUCCAGAGUCAACACUUUCUGAAUGUGGAAUACAUAAUGGCUGUCAAGAAGAAAAGGUCAAAGAUCAAACCCAGGCCAAGGCUGGCUGGGACAAACUGAGUGACAUUCAAAGUGUUACAGAUCAGGUCAAGACAAUGAGAUCAUGUAGGAACCCCCUUACUGGACAAGCAGGGCUACAAUCAUUUCCUACUGGAUGUCCAAAACAAGUUGGCAACCAGGAAGGGAAGGCUGGAGAUCAAAGACAGACACAGGAUAGUUGGGGUAAAGCCAUUGCAAAAGAAAGUGACAUCCCCUCAAGGAGCAUAAAGUCAAGGGAGAAGAACUUGGGAAAAAAGGGUACUGAGAAAUCAAUUCCCAUUGGACUUAGAAAACCAGAUGACUGCCAAACACUUCAGCUAACUAGAUUGGAAACUAAACUGAACACAACACAUCCUUUGGCAUUACCAGUUGGCAAGAAUGGUGAACAGUCAUCAAGUCUCUCUCUUCAUCCUCUGAGGGUAACAAGCGCUAAUGGACAAGAGGAGGAUGAAUUCCAAACAGCAGCCAAGGUUUAUGAGCAAUGUAUGGACCCAGAUCAUACCACAGGAAUGCCUUUCAUUGGCCUGAAUGGCCAGGAGGAGCCUGUUCAAGCAAUUUCAGAGACCUUCAAGCCUGGUUGUCAAACAGAGCCAAAACAGAAAUUCACACUGGAGACAGAGUCAAAUCAGGCUCAUCUCCAAGAUGACAACAGCCAUGAAAACAGUAGUAUCAGUACCACGGCUAAUCAGGGAUCUGGUUCAGGAAAUUCAGGACAGUGCAGUUCAAGUUUCUACAGGGCCUGUGGUGCAAGGAUGAGUUCAAGUAAUGAUGGGAAGGAAGCAGAAGAGGCCAGUUUAGCCACAAGUAAUAGUUCUUCCAAGAUAACCUCCAAUGCCAACCCAGAAACUUCAACAGGAAGCAUAAAGAAUGCUGGGAAAUGUGGUCAAGAGGAAGAUGAUGAUGAAGAACUAUCUAAUUUCUCCUCGCUAUUGGCAUACAAACUCCACCUUUCCAGUCCUAAGGGCGCUAUUGCCAUAAUUCCAGUGCCGAAGGGACAAGCACAGCCUCAUGGCAAAGUUCCUUUCCCUUCGGGGGAGACAGAAAGGCAAGGUAACAAGAGGAGGCGCUCUAUGCGACUCUGCCCAGAUGGAGCACAAGAUGGAUCCCUUCCUCCAGACCCUGGCAUCCAGCACAGCCACAAGAGAAGGAAAAACAACACAAUUGCCCGGAGGAGCAAACGUCUACACAGCCAAUGAGAACCUGGUCAUGAUGAUGGUUGACAGAGAUUAACUGAAAGCAUCCAUCCAAAAAAUUCCUUAAAUUCCUUCUGCAGUCAAUCACUGGCUCUGCAUUUUUUCCUAAGACCUCUCCUUUAAAUCGUAAGGAUGAAAGAGAGAUUUUCUCAACCCUCAAAGCCCCAGUUCUUGCAAUAUACAAGGUGAUAUAUGAACCCUGAUUGGGGGAUAACCUCUUAGCCAUGAAUUACACUGAAAUGGGAAGUACCAUCAGAAAAUAUAUACCAGAACAAAAGCAAAUUUGUCAUUUACUGAGCAAAUUAAAGGGAUAUAGAUACAAUCUGGCCCCAGUGUUGACUUAAUGGAUCCCUCUCCAUCUUGGCCAGAGCUAAGUGCAUGGCCUAGGGUAUGUUUUCCUAGGAUUGUGAUGCUAUUCUUUUGACCCCUUGAAGCCAGGCAGUAACCCAGCCCUUGAGUCAGAUUAGAACUGUAUUAGAUCUGAAAACAUCCCAUAUCAUCUUGGUAUUUAUUCUUGAAACUGCCAUUUAAGUUUAAAAACAGCUCUAGAGGGUCUGCCUUGAUACUUAUGCUUUAAU